AUGGCUCCCUCUGAGUAUCACGGCACAUUGAGCCAUGUACGAGGUGCUAAAACAGGUGAUGAAGCAAUCUACGAGGAUAGAUUCAAGAUCGUAAAAGAGGUUCUUGUUCAAUUUCAACAUCUCAGCUUCAUACAAGAGCUACUUGAACAGUAUGGUGCUCAUGCUCAAGCUGCCCUGGUGCCCAAACCGUUCAUCGACUUGUUCUCUGUGUCUUUGACCGACCAAGUAUCCGCGUGUUUUAAUGAGAAUCACCAUUCUAACGAGAGAAACCUCUCCUUACUUGCACAACAAGUGAUACAGAAUACCUCGAAAGCCGUUACCAUCACUCCUCAGACGAACCUUGCAGGCUUUGUCUCCAUGUUCAGUGGCGAGAAUUUGCGUCUUGAAACGAUAGGCCUCUUGCAGUGUCUCGCGGCCCGUUCUUGCUAUUUGGGACUGGCUCGCGACAAUGAAAAACAUGAGGGCUUGAUUCUGGCGCUGUACAAGAAUACAUCGUCUUGUCUUCGGCUUUCACGACGACUUGCUUCGAACAAUAACGAUGUAACGAUUUGGUUGGCUUUUGAGUAUCUUCGACUAACCACACAGAUCGAAGGAGAGUCAUCGCCAUUGAUAUACCGCCUUGUCGGAGAUCUUAGUACCGUGGGCUGCCCAUUUCGAUCAUGGGAGAUGAAGGCAUCUGAUCUGACACUUCAACAGUACGUACAUGAGUUCGGAAUUCAACGGGAAUCUUCCAUCACCCGGAACACCCCCUUUUUCGUUGCAGAGUGCCGGAGAAAGACGUUUGCCGCCAGCUUUCAGUUCGACAAGUUCGUCAGUGCCUUGGUCGAUCGACCACCUCGUCUGUUGAAACGGUUUUCGGAUUGCCGAAUGCCACUGGAUUUGAACGACGAAGAAUUACUUUCAAGUGAGACAGAAGAGCAAGCUCGGGCGAGCCUCACAGCCGACGGAUGGAGCCCGAAGAUCCGAUACAUCCCAGCAACAUGGCAUCGACUCAGGUACAUGAUCGGCACCCUUCGUGAAGAAGUUCUAGAGUACAACUAUCGGGAGCCAAGGCCUGAAACAGAAGCACUCAUCAAGCAGCGAUGCAAACGCCAGAAAGAAUCACUACCACCGCAUCUCCAAUAUAACAAGGCGUGCUGGGACUCAGGUCUGGCCCCUAGCCCUUGUCUAAUGCUUACUGUGAUGCAUCUCAGCUACCUCCAAGUAAACUUCGAGAUUCACCGGCUCCUCGAGAGGUGCGAUCCUCGAUACUGGGAGAUGUCCAUGGCGGAUGCGCUUGAAGUGGUGUCGGUGAUUCUACACCUGGGAACACGCUUGGACCGAGCCACUUUCCUGCGCUACGAUUUUCCCUAUAUUGUCUUGGGCUACGGCCUACCCUGCGUGGCUGUAUUGGCAAACAUUUUACAAUGCAUCUCCCGGAAUGGCGGAAAAUGUCUUCCUCCGAAUAUGAAACGGGCGACCUUUGUCCGUGCCCUGUCGGUGUACCUUUCCCAUCUGGAUAGCAUCUGCAAACCCGGAGAUGGGGAAUACAACGUGUGCGUGCAAGCCUCGCAGGCAAUCUCCCGAGUCCUGGAUGAAGUCCUAGAUCCACCACCAACUUCCUCAGCGGUGACCACCAGCAGCUUUGCUACAGGGACGCCCACGCCAGUGUCUACUUCUGCUGGCCGCGACAGUCAGCACGCACUUGCCCCUGCGUUUUCAUCGUCUCAGCCGGUAGCGUUGAGCGUGGACGAAUUUGAUUUUCUCAACGUUGAUGGACUGGAAGCUUUCGACCUCUCAUCGUGGGUCAAAAACAUUGACUGGACUGAAACUGGCAGUGAGUGGCGUACUUUCUGA
Capronia epimyces CBS 606.96 is the source of this 1836-nucleotide messenger RNA. RefSeq lists its product as uncharacterized. Gene Ontology annotation, cellular component: nucleus. Bases 1 to 1836 code for a protein of 611 amino acids. The transcript has 3 exons. NCBI's taxonomy places the organism in Eukaryota, Fungi, Ascomycota, Eurotiomycetes, Chaetothyriales, Herpotrichiellaceae. The record is from RefSeq and is a predicted model, not a curated record. Gene Ontology annotation, biological process: DNA-templated transcription. Gene Ontology annotation, molecular function: DNA binding; zinc ion binding.